GUUCUGGCUUUUCCGUGUAUUCGAGUGGAGUGGGACACGAGGCUACUUAAGUAACUCUACUCCAUAUUCGCCUCCCCGGUGUCAGAUUUCAGGGGGAGAGGAAUCCACGGCAGACAGAAUCUCCCUCCGCUCUCCUCCACGCGCGGCGCCCUCGUUUCAUGGCGACUCCUGAUGACCUCGGGUCCUCCCUCCUCGGUCGUCGUGCCGCCUCCCGGCGGCGGAUCUGGUGGUACGCCGCCAGUUUCGGAGCCCUCAUCGCCUUGGGUAUCUUCCUCGUCGUGGUGGUCGUCGGCCCCGGCGGCCACGACCGGGCGGAGAAGAUUGGGCGGGAACGGCGGGGGAUGACGGGGAGCCCGGAGGAAGUGGAAUCGGAGGUGGGGGUGGUGGCGGCGGACGACUGGCGGUGCUCGGAGGUCGGGGCGGCCGCACUGCGGGCCGGUGGCCACGCGGUCGACGCGGCCGUGGCGGCCGCGCUGUGCCUCGGGGUGGUGCACCCGGUGUCAAGCGGGAUCGGUGGCGGCGCAUUCAUGGUGGUCCGAUCGGCAGAUUCCGGUGAGGCCGUGGCCAUUGAUUCCCGCGAGACGGCCCCCAUCGCGGCGUCGAAGAACAUGUACGAGAAUGAUCCAUCAUCCAAGUCCAAGGGUGCACUCUCGAUGGGAAUCCCAGGAGAGCUUGCAGGCCUCCACACAGCUUGGUUGAAGUACGGAAGGCUUCCCUGGAAGGAUCUCUUGCGACCAUCCAUAACCCUCGCAAGAGAUGGAUUCCUCGUCGUGCCUUAUCUUGCAGAUGCCAUCAGGACAAAGGAGGAGGAUGUACUUGCAGACCCUGGGUUGCGGGCGGUGCUAGCACCCAAUGGGAGAUUGCUGCAGACAAAUGACACUUGCUACAAUCCUGCACUCGCCAAUGCAUUGGAGGUGAUAUCAACCGAGGGACCGCAGGCGUUCUACGAUGGGAGCAUCGGUGAAAGGUUCAUCGAGGAUGUGAGAAAUGCUGGUGGGGUUGCAACGAUGGAGGAUUUGAAGGAGUACAGGGUCAAGGUCACAAAAGCCAUGGUAGCCAACGCCAUGGGGUAUACUAUACUGGGUAUGCCCCCACCUUCCAGUGGCACGGUGGGGAUGUCUUUGGUUCUCAACAUUUUAGGGAGCUACAAUUCAUCAUCAGAUGGUGUGGAAGGCUUGCUCGGUCUCCACCGGCUUAUCGAAGCACUAAAGCACAUGUUUGGCGUGAGGAUGAAUCUCGGGGAUCCUGAUUUUGUUGACGUCGAGGAAUACGUCUCCGACAUGCUUUCGUCAAGUUUUGCUCAGACACUUCAACAGAAGAUCGACGACAGUACCACAUUUGACCCAUCCUACUAUCUGGCAAGAUGGAGCCAGUUGAGAGACCAUGGAACGAGCCAUUUGUGCGUGGUGGAUUCUGAUCGGAAUGCGGUGUCUCUGACGACCACAGUGAAUUGGUAUUUUGGGGCUCGGGUGAUGUCGCCAUCAACAGGCAUUGUGCUGAACAAUGAGAUGGAUGACUUCUCGACGCCGACGGAAGCUACUCCCGAUCGCCUUCCUCCGGCACCAGCAAAUUUUAUCGAGCCAAAAAAGAGACCAUUGUCUUCUAUGACACCUAUCAUUAUCCUAAAGGACGAUCAGCUUGCCGGAGUUGUUGGGGCCAGUGGUGGAGUUAAUAUAAUUCCGGCAGUUGUGCAGGUUUUCCUGAACCACUUCAUACUGAGGAUGGAGCCACUAAAAGCUGUUCAGCAUCCGAGGGUCUUCCACACGCUCAUUCCAAACGAGGUGCUCUACGAGAACUUCACAGCGAUCGACGGGGAGCACAUUGAGUUUGCAAACGAGGCGAAGCUGUUUCUGGAGCAGAGGGGUCACGUUCUCCGCAGUCUAUCAUUGGGUGCUGUCUCCCAGCUUGUCGUACACAACCUUCACGAGCGGGUGCCGAACAUGCAGCGGAAAACAGAUAGGAAAGCGAAGAACGGCGGCGGUGUCUUCCACGGGCGGCUAAUUGCGGUCAGCGAUCCUCGUAAAGACGGAAGUCCAGCGGCACUAUAGCAGACGGAAUUUUAAGUUGCAGCAAUCAAUCUCUCUCUCUCUCUCUCUCCCAUUACGUGUGCUGUGCCUCUGAAAAGAACGAUGAAAGAUAGCAUUACAUGUUAACCGCACGGUUAAAUAUAAUCACAUACCAGUAACAUAAUAGGAGUUCUACA
This is a messenger RNA of Musa acuminata subsp. malaccensis (wild Malaysian banana), 2203 nucleotides long. Its product is annotated as glutathione hydrolase 3. Gene Ontology annotation, biological process: glutathione catabolic process. Gene Ontology annotation, molecular function: glutathione gamma-glutamate hydrolase. Lineage: Eukaryota; Viridiplantae; Streptophyta; Magnoliopsida; Zingiberales; Musaceae. Gene Ontology annotation, cellular component: plasma membrane. The record is from RefSeq and is a predicted model, not a curated record.